AACAUGAAUGAUGGACAAGUUAUUACUUGUUAACUAUGAUAGCUGACUUAGUAUCUAUAAAUACAAUUACAAAUUAGUGGUAUUCAUUGGUAGCCCCUUAUUGAUUACUGAUUCAACGAAGUUACACGGAAAAUCAAUGGGAAGACAGAAUAAGAGUGCAAAUGCUACAUGUCAAGGUAAACAACACUUUAGCCAUCCCCACAUUUUGAAACCAAUUGUGAAUCCACCUGAAACACUCACUUGCAAUGCCUGUGAGCUACCAAAUAACAAUAAGCCUAAUUUACAUGGCUGCAACAGCUGCCAGUAUUUCCUCCACGAAAACUGUUUCAAUGCUCCACGUUUUCUCAAUCACUCGUCUCAUCCUUCCCAUCCCUUGACACUUCACCAUAUUCCGUCUUACUCGAGUCGUUCCUAUACUUGCAAGGCUUGUGGCUCUUCUGGAAAUGGAUUUUGCUUCAGCUGUGCUUGUUGUGAAUUUGAUAUCCACUUGCAAUGUGCGUCUUGUCCGAGUUCAAUACUUGUUGACAGACACCCACAUCAAUUGGGGCUCCAUUUCGGUUCUCCAUACGAAGAUAAGAAUAGUACAUACGCUUGUGACAUGUGUAAUGUGAUCAUGAACAAGGACGAUUGGCUGUACUAUUGUGCUGAGUGUGAUUUCGGGUCACACCUGCAGUGUGCCAUAACUAGUCCUGAAGUCGAUGUUUUCACCAAACAGCAGCGUCCAAAUCCAAAUUCAAAUGCAAAUCCAAAUUCAAGUCCAAAUUCAAAUGCAAAUCCAAAUUCAAGUCCAAAUCCAAAUCCAAAUCCAGCGGUGGAAAUGAUAAAUGCAGUGAAUGAUGCCCAUGAGCGGCUUAUAGCAACUCAAAUUCGCCUUCAGAUUGAAGCACAGGGAAGACAGGCUGCUCUGGACUUAAUAUAGACAAUCACGAACAUAUAACUCUAUCGUGGUUUUCUAAUGCAUUCACUUUGGCGUUCUUCAGUUUUUAUUGCAAAAUAAAUGCUUUAUUAUUGUUAUGUUAUUUCUCUUUCAAAUUUGUAUCUUUGAUCAUCAAGUUUCUUCAUUUUCGUUU
Molecule: messenger RNA, 1070 nt
Organism: Solanum dulcamara
Lineage: Eukaryota; Viridiplantae; Streptophyta; Magnoliopsida; Solanales; Solanaceae
Product: protein VACUOLELESS GAMETOPHYTES-like
Exons: 1
Coding region: 137-919 (260 amino acids)
Source: RefSeq, a predicted model, not a curated record